AUGCCAGCAGCUUCAUCCGCCGCCAAGGAGCCUUCUCUGAAGAGCCUUCAGACUAAACUUCGUGCACAUCUGGAUCUGUUUAAAACAAUUGUUGCGUUUGUGGAUACGCUUGCUGAGGUUACUUCAAUUGAACGUAUCCAAGUGCGUUUAGCUAAACUAGACGAACUGUGGGACAAAGUGAAUGCUGCCUUGGUGGACAUUGAAACUCAUGGAGAAUACACUUUGACACCGGAGAAUACCCCGUCCCAGGUUCGCUUAGACUGUGGAGAAUCCUAUUACGAUGCGAAGGCAACAAUGCUGGAAAGAAUUAAGGAGUUAGAGCAGGAAACAACAAUAUCACACCAAUCUACGAGACUUCAUGAUUCUUCGAUGCAUCCGACUACGGAACACGUUAAGCUACCACAAAUCAAAUUACAACUUUUCGAUGGAAAUGUGGACGAGUGGCUUAGCUUCAGGGAUUUAUAUUUAUCUUUAAUCCAUACCAAAGCAGAUUUACCAGACAUCGAAAAGUUUCAUUAUCUAAAGGGAUGCUUAGCAGGAGAGGCAAAGAAACUCGUUGAUCCACUCGCAAUAACCAGUGCCAACUAUCCAAUUGCGUGGGAAUGUCUGAUGAAACGUUACAACAACAGCAAACUUUUAAAACGACGGCAGGUGAAUACGCUUCUGAAGUUGCCAAGCGUUUCAAGAGAAUCUGUAACGGAAUUGCAGUGUCUACUAGAGGGUUUCGAGCGAGUUGUACAAACACUAGAUCAAUUAGUGAAGGUCGAAGAAUACAAGGAUCUACUACUACUCGAGAUUCUGUGCAGCAGACUUGAUCCAACUACCCGACGUGCGUGGGAGGAAUUCACAGCAGGCAAUGAGCAGGAUAAAAUUUCGGAUUUGAUGCAGUUCAUCCAGAAGAGGAUUUCGGUUCUAGGUUCCCUACCCAACAAAUUAUCCGAAGGUCGACCAGAAUACGUUAAAAGGCAAUAUGGAAUACGAACUAGCCACAACGUCACGCGCAUCUCUAAGGGUCGCUGUGUUGCGUGUUCAGACACCCAUCCCCUCUUCAUGUGCCAGACUUUCAGGAAGAUGCCGAUAGCGGAAAGGGAUAGAUUGGUUCGAACAAACUCACUUUGCAGAAAUUGCUUCCGAAAUGGACACAUGGCUUCGGAGUGUAUGUCGAAAUUCGUAUGCCACAACUGCAAGGGUAAACACCACACGUUAAUCUGCUUUCGCUCAGAAGGGGCAACUGCCUCCAAUUCCGGCACUAUGAGGAGAAAUUCUAGAAAUUCAGAACCACCAUCGACGGAAACAGUCGCAUCUAAUAUCGCACGGCGAUCAGCUUCAACAGUGCUUCUAGCAACAGCCGUAGUUUUGGUAGAGGACAACAAUGGAUUCAGCUAUCCUGCCCGAGCAUUGCUGGACUCCGGGUCGGAGUGCAAUUUUAUGGCGGAGCAUUUGUGUCAAAGAUUAGGUGUCUGCCGACAGCGCUCGAACGUUUCAGUAAUGGGAAUCGGCCAAUCAACUUCCGAAGUCAAGCAUCAAGUCACUGCGAUUAUCAAGUCUCGAAACGAAAGCUACAAACAACAAAUGGACUUCCUGGUUUUACCGAAGGUGACAGCGGAUCUACCAACAGCAGACAUUAUUUUUUCCGAACUACGUUUACCAGCGGAGAUCGAAUUAGCAGACGCCAACUUCUUCCAAUCCAAUGCAAUCGAUCUGAUCUUAGGAAUCCAACAUUUCUUUGAAUUCUUCCAAUCUGGUCAACGGAAAUCGCUAGGAGAUGGAUUACCAGCUAUUACAGAAUCCGUUUUUGGCUGGGUUAUUACUGGUGUAGUACAAAACUGGAGGCAAACUUCAAAGACCAUCUGUAAUACAGCUAGUUCGAUACCUUUGGACGAAUAUCUAACUCGUUUUUGGUCCUGCGAGGAAAUAGGAUCGGUUCACAAAUAUUCACCCGAAGAAAUGCGCUGUGAGGAGUUUUUCGUCAAGACGGUUCGCAGAGAAACUGAUGGUAGAUAUACAGUUUCUCUUCCAAAGGAUGGGAAUGUCAAUUCCAGAUUAGGCGAGUCAAGGGACAUCGCAUUCCGACGUUUGCAAUACCUAGAGCGCAGAUUGGAUUCUAGCCUGCGUGAAGAGUACAACCGAUUCAUUCAGGAAUAUUUACAACUUGGCCACAUGCGAUUGGUAGAGGAAACUCGAGAGGACAGUACAAAACGUUGCUAUCUCCCACAUCAUCCUAUAAUUAAAGAAGCUAGCACAACAACAAAACUUCGAGUGGUUUUCGACGCGUCAAGCAAAACUUCAAGCAAACUAUCGCUGAAUGAUAUAUUGCUAGCAGGACCCGUCAUACAAGAUGAUCUAAGAGCAAUUGUCCUACGGUGCAGAACGAAACAAAUAAUGAUUGUUGCUGAUGUGGAAAAGAUGUUCCGUCAAAUCAAGGUGUUCGAAGACGAUAUGGCUCUACAAAGCAUCCUAUGGCGGUUCAACACAACGGAGCCUGUAAAAACGUACGAACUUACAACGCUCACGUAUGGAACCAAACCGGCACCCUUUCUUGCGACAAGAACUCUCCAGCAACUCUCAAUCGACGAAGCAAAUAGAUAUCCCUUAGCGGCCAAGGCGAUGUCAAUGGAUGUUUACAUGGACGAUGUGUUGACCGGUACAAACGACGAAGAUGAAGCAAUCCAGUUGAGAAGGCAGCUCAGCGAACUAUCCGAACGAGGUGGAUUUAGGCUAAGAAAGUUCGCCUCCAAUUCAGUCCAAGUGCUUCAAGAAAUUCCAACAGAAGAUUUAGCAGUGAAUGUCUCCGGAGAGGUUGAACUCGAUCCCAAUUCUACCAUUAAAACACUCGGCCUGGUAUGGCAGCCUUCGACAGACACAUUCCGUUUCCAAUUUAUUAUCCAGAACUUGAAGCCAAAUGAAAAACUCACGAAACGCAAGGUUUUAUCCGCAAUUGCAGCCCUAUUCGAUCCAUUAGGUCUCUUGGGAGCUGUGAUUACAACCGCAAAACUAGUUAUGCAGCGUCUAUGGUGUUUAACGGAUGAUCAAAACAAUCGUUUGGAUUGGGAUCACGAGAUUCCUGAAGAUUUAGCCGAAGACUGGAGAAGGUUCUACGCUCAAAUACCAAUGCUGAACGAGUUACACAUCCCACGUUGUUCAAUCAUACCCAUGGCAGUGACUACUGAAAUCCAUAUAUUCUCCGAUGCAGCUGAGCGCGCGUACGGAGCCUGUGUGUAUAUUCGAAGCAUAAGCACUUCAGGAAGGGUCGGCGUACAAUUACUAACGUCGAAAUCCAGCGUUGCACCGUUGAAAUCUCAGUCGAUUCCCAGACUGGAGCUUUGUGGAGCGUUGAAGGCAGCGGAACUUGCGGAGAAGGUCAAGGAGUCAAUCAAACUGGAAGCUAAAAUUUGUUUUUGGACCGAUUCUACUUGCGUAUUGCAAUGGCUUAAUUCAAUUCCCGCAACAUGGUCAACCUUUGUAGCCAAUCGUGUAUCCAAAAUCCAAAUCAUCACCGAACAAUACGCAUGGAGACACGUUCCAGGUCAAGAGAACCCGGCAGAUAUAAUUUCUCGAGGUACAAGUCCGGAGGAGAUUAAGCAAAACAAUCUUUGGUGGGAAGGUCCGCCCUGGUUGAAAAUGGAAGAAAAAUUCUGGCCGAAGCAGCCAGUAACCAUCAACACCGAUGCAGCCGCUAGUGAAACAAAAAGAAAGGUCACGAAUGUUGCGACAAUCGACACGCCUAGUUUUAUUGAUGAAUACGUCGAAAGGUUUUCUUCAUUGUCCGAUUUGAUUCGUAAAACGGCGUAUUGGCUGAGAUUAAAAGGGAUGUUACGGAGGUUAGAGCCAAGCUCAUCAGGUGUUCUUUCUACUAAAGAGUUAAGAGAAGCCGAAUAUGUUAUUAUACGGGAAAUCCAGAGAGAAGCAUUUAAGGAAGAGUGGAAACAAUUAACCAACGGUGAACCCGUUUCACGCAAUUCUCCGAUGAGUAUGCUCAAGUUACCGAAGACACAAGGCACCCUAUUGUCCUCCCGUCACGACAUCCAUUCACCAAACUUCUAUUUGAAGCGUUCCACAAGCGACUUCUACAUGCAGCCCCACAACUACUUUUUAGCUCCAUAA
Uranotaenia lowii is the source of this 4104-nucleotide messenger RNA. RefSeq lists its product as uncharacterized. NCBI's taxonomy places the organism in Eukaryota, Metazoa, Arthropoda, Insecta, Diptera, Culicidae. The transcript is spliced from 2 exons. The record is from RefSeq and is a predicted model, not a curated record. Gene Ontology annotation, molecular function: nucleic acid binding; zinc ion binding. Bases 1 to 4104 code for a protein of 1367 amino acids.